CGGCGCCCGGCGUGUGUGUGCGUGUGGAAACCCCCCUCCACCGCGCCUUCCCGGCCGAGCUGCCAGCAGCGGGGGAGGCAGCUGUGCGGCGCAGGGCGAGGGAGGGGACAGAGGGGCAGGAGGAAGCAAGGCGGCGAGGGAGGGAGGGCGGAGACGGGGCCAGCCCGAGGAAAUCAAACGGCCCCGGCAUGAAUUAGGCGACAGGCUGCAGAGAGGGGAGGGCCCCCCUCCCCCUCCCCCUUCCCUUCCCUUCCCCGCACGGCGGCCGGCGGGAGCAGCGCCGCCCCGCACGGAGCCGGCUGCUCCGGGCGCGCCACACGCACAGGCGCGGCGCAGACGGGCGGGGGCGGGCGGGCCGGCCGGGGUGGGGGGGCCCGGCAGAUGAAGAUGGCAAUGUCUGUAAUCCAAGCGUGCCGCAGCCUGGCUCUCUCAACAUGGCUGCUGUCCUUUUGUUUCGUGCAUCUGCUGUGCCUGGACUUCACCGUGGCCGAGAAGGAGGAGUGGUACACGGCCUUCGUCAACAUCACCUACGCCGACCCGGCGGCCGGCAGUGCCGAGCUCCGCAGCGAGAAGAGCGAGUGCGGGCGCUACGGCGAGCAGUCGCCCAAGCAGGACGCCCGCGGGCAGGUGGCCCUCUCUGUCUCGCCCACAGACCGCUAUGCCUGCGACCCCAGCACCCGCUUCAACGCCCCGGCGCCAGGCAAGAGCUGGGUGGCCCUUAUCCCGCGGGGCAACUGCACCUACAAGGACAAGAUCCGCCACGCCGCUGCCCAGAACGCCUCUGCUGUGGUCAUCUACAACGUGGGCUCCAGCAACGCCAAUGAGACCAUCACCAUGCCCCACGCAGGUCUAGAAGAUGUUGUAGCAAUAAUGAUUCCUGAACCCAAAGGAAAAGAGAUAGUGAGCCUCCUGGAGAGGAACAUUACUGUGAUGAUGUACAUAACCAUCGGGACACGCAACUUGCAGAAGUAUGUCAGCCGGACCUCUGUGGUGUUUGUCUCUAUCUCCUUCAUUGUGCUGAUGAUCAUCUCGCUGGCAUGGCUGGUCUUCUAUUACAUCCAGCGAUUCCGCUACGCAAAUGCCAGAGACAGGAAUCAGCGCCGACUUGGAGAUGCUGCAAAGAAAGCAAUCAGCAAGCUGCAAGUCAGAACAAUCAGGAAAGGUGAUAAGGAAACUGAGCCAGACUUUGAUAACUGUGCUGUUUGUAUUGAAGGCUACAAGCCCAAUGACGUUGUCAGAAUCCUGCCUUGCAGGCAUCUUUUUCACAAGUCUUGUGUAGACCCCUGGCUGCUAGAUCAUCGUACCUGCCCAAUGUGUAAAAUGAAUAUUCUAAAAGCUCUGGGGAUCCCGCCAAAUGCAGAUUGCAUGGAUGAUAUACCUCCAGACUUGGAAGCAUCCAUAGGAGGACCACCAACCAACCAGAUAACGGGAGCCAGUGAUAUCACGGUGAAUGAGAGCUCGGUAGCCCUGGAUCCCCCGGUGCGGACUGUGGGAGUUCUACAAGUCAUCCAAGAUGUAGACUCCUUUCCCCAGGCUGGGGAGGGUAACUUCACAACAAGCAAUGAACAGGAGCCAGCAGUCAGCAGUGAUUCAGAUAUUUCAUUGAUUAUGGCAAUGGAGGUUGGACUGUCCGAUGUGGAGCUUUCCACUGAUCAAGACUGUGAAGAGGUGAAGUCUUGAAAUACAAACAGAGAUCUGACACUAAACUACGGGGUGGGUCAAAGGGAGGGACUGAAUCAGCUUUCUAGGAUUUGGACCAGUCAUGCACACGCCUCCAGAGCACUGUCACCCCUGCACACUCCAUUCUGGGAUGGUCACGAAAAGCAAUAGCAACAGUUGUGUCUGCCUGGAUGCGGUUUCAUCAUCUGCAUACGUUCAUUUUGUUCACAUGAGAGUUGGAUGCUUCCAGGUAACCCACGUGCUUGAGAGCAGUCAUGUAACUCUUCAGUGGCUCAUAAAUACGCAACUGAAAUGACAGCUUGAGUGUUUUCUACACUUGUUCAAUCGGAUUUUUGUUUCCUUUUUUUUUUUUUUUUUGAGAAUAUAUGUGUUUGUUAUGUUUGUUUGUUUGUUUGUUUAUAAUUUGUUAUGGAUGGACACUGUUUUUGUUGACUGACCCCAGCUUUUUCAAGAGUUCAAUCCAGAAAUCUGAAUUCUCAUUCACUGGUCACUUCAUGAUCUGACUCCAGGAUUUAUCAUUGCCUUGUUGUUUCUCCAUGAAGUACACAUGGCUUCAGAAGGACAGCACCCUGCAUUAAUGUGAAGCCUGCUUUAAUUAAGUGGAAGCCUUGGAAAUGGUGGGCCUUUGUUUGUAAGAGAGCUCUGAAUUAAGAGAUUGCUAAGAUUUGGGUUAAAACUGUGUUACGUUGGAUUUUACUUAGAGCUCUGUUCUAGCCAAGUAUUGUACAGUGUGAAGGAGAGAAAGAAAACCUUAAAGCUUCACUCCGUCCUUGUAGUCCUUUGCUGUAUUUUUUGCUCUUAGCAGUUGCCAGUGCAUUAACAGCCUUCCUUAAAGUCACAAUUCAGUAGCUGGAAAAGAAGAUCUAGUAUAACAUCAUGUCUUUCUUAAUUUUACAGAACAAAAUCUGACCAGAAGGCUAAAGGAGUGUCUCAGAGGUUUCCAGAGGCUGCUUGUUAACAGCUGUGCAUUACAAGGGUUCCAGGAAUGUUCUCAGAAAGGGUUUGGAGAUGUUGCUGUCAGUGUCAGAAAUUGCUAAUGAAGCAGGAGGCAGCUGGUUAAAAUGUUUACUUCAUCUUUUGUUUUGGUUUUGUUCUUAGUGUGUUUCACUUAUUUUUUGGUGACAGUUUUUGCCUCCUUGUCAAACACAAGAGUUCAGGUGGUUUAACAUUGUGGCAAGCAUAAUGGAAUACUUGCAAUUUGUAUAUAAAGAGAUCUACCAAAAUAUUUGGGGCAGGAAGAUUUGGAAAUAAACACAAGUAACAUAAAUCAAAACACCUAAAUAAUAAUGACCUGUGAUUAUUAUUUAGUUUAUCCUGAACUGUGCUUUCCAGAGAACAGCUUAUCAUUACUUGUUCAUCUUAAGAUUUCAUUUUUCAGUCGACAUACUCAACUGUGAAGAAGCAUUUUUAGCUUACUGUUAUACAAGAGUAAAUGGUUUCUGUUGACAGUCAGAUGAUUUGAAUUACAUUACUGCAUCCUGAGUAAGUCCAUAGACUCAAAAACUCGCAUUGAAAUUUCACAGAGAGGUCGAACAUUUGGACUUGAUGGUGUCACAGCAGCAUCUCAAAAUGCGACUAUUAGGGUUCUUGCUGCAUUUAAUCUCUUUGUGGAUUUACUUGUUAGCUGUGGAAACCAAGUGCCAGCCAAAAUUCGGUUUGUCAGGUCUUAUUUGGAAACAAAUAAGUUUAGAAUUAUCCCUAAACUUUUGGGCAACUUGCUGGUUAAAUACAGGAAGAAAGAAAAAUUGUACUCCAUUCUUUUCAGUUCAGUUAGAACUUGAUUCAGUUUAUAGCUGAAUUCUUUUUAUGCAGGGUAACUUUGAGGCAAAGGAUCCUAGCCUAAUAAUCCUUCAAAACCAUGAUCUGGAAAUGCACCGUUACAUUUUACAAGCCAUUCAAAAGGACGUCUUCUUUUAAUUAACGAGAUGCAGGCAGCUGGAAACCUGCUUGUUUUAAAAAGAAAGUUAGAAAUCUUUCCAGAGGGUGCAGCUAGGUCAGUCUUGCUAAUAUUGAUGGUUCUGUAAUUGUAUUUUCCUUGUUCUUUAUGUCUUCUCUAUUCCUUACUGCUAUGGGAAAGGCCCACAGUGUCAAGAGAAGCAAUGCUGAAAUUCAGCCCCACACAAGAGACUUUGCACAAGGCAUCACAUCAGUUCCUCUUUGGCUCUGGAAAUAAUGCUGAAAUGGGAUUUAAGUGGUGAUUACACCAGAUACUGGCCCUUCGCACAGGAAUGAAAUUUCAUCUCAAGCGACCGCAGGGGAAAGAGUAAAGCUGGUUAUACACAGUCAGGUGUCCCUAUGGAAAGUACACACACGGGAACAGUUUCUUCUCUAGCACUGGAGCCCAGGUGCUACAUGUCACAGGAACAUCAUGAUCAUGAUGUCUGAGUUGUCAGUGAUCCUUUAACAUCUGCCCAGCACACAGACAAAAAAAACCCAACCAAACAAAAAAACAGCUCCUGGCUGAACAGUUUGGUUUUCAGAAGAGCAGUCAUGAAGUCUUCAUUUUAUUUCACAAACUUAAUUAAGUUAAUCUCAAUGGAUAGAUUGACCAAUUAUCUGUUGCCAUAGCAGAGCCACCCACAGCACAGCAGAGCAAGGGAGGUCUGUGGAAAAGCAAAGCAGGAGGUGGGACUCCCAGCUGGGUCUGAACUGGGUAUUUUGCCCAGAAAAGUCUUUAAAGGGAGCUGUGCUUAAAGCAGCAUCACAUGGGUGGUAACUGAGACCCUGCCCAUAUUACUGGGAGCUGGGGAAGGAUUUUGGAGAGGGAUCACACUGUGCAUGCUCUUUUCCGAAGUAUCCCAUAGCAGAUGUGGUCCCUCGGGGUCUACAGCUGGCCACUGGGGGAGCCAGGGUGCUAGGCUGGGUGAAACUUGUUUUUUUUAAUAUCACCAUAUUGUGGUCUUUCAAAAGAGGCAUCCUAGCAAAUCUGGAUCAGGAGUCUUUCUGCUUUUGUUUUCCCAAUGCUACCUGCGGUUUCACUCAGGAAAUAUGUUUUUCCCUGUCCUCAGGUUUUCUACAGCCCUGAGCACUGUUAAGCGAUAACGAGCGCAAAGCUAGGUUACACAUCACUGAAGCCAGAACUUGGGAAAGCACUUCUGUCCUUCUUCAGAAAAGCACUUUUAACUAGUUUUGGACUUGUAGCAAAAUCAUGUUAUUUUCAACAGGUCUUCUAUGAGCAUAAUUAAACUGCUGUGUCAAAUGGAAAAGUUCUCCUAAAUCAGGACCUGGCUGACAAUAUUCCUUAUACAUAUAACCGAUGAAAUGCCUUUGGAAUUUGAGUUGCUUCUUAAAUAUUAAGACCCCCAGAGGCAUGUUUGUAACACAUAUGAAAGCCUUAAUUCUGCAGAUCUGCAUGCCCGUGCACAAUUUUGCUUACGUGAGUCUCUCCACUGAGAUUCCUCACAGGGUAAAAUUAAACCUCCUGAUUUGCAGCUUUGGGCAAAAUUAGUCCCAUCCUGAGUAUUGUGCGAUUCCUCAGUACUGCUGCACGCUAAGCUUGGGCUCCAACAUUAAAUAUGUGGGAUUCAGAUGGCAGGGACACAGCACUGCCUGUUCGGAAGGGAAAGCAGCCUUUAGCAUGCAGCCAGGGGAAAAAUAUAUAUAUAUAUAUAUAAAUAUAAAUAUAUAUUUAUUAAAAAAAGGGAAUCCUCUGGUGCCCUCUGAUGAACAAAUGCUCAUGUGCUCAUGCACAGAAUUCUGCAGGUUCAUGCCGUGACUGCCCACCCUCGGUGCGGUGGCUUUGCUGCAGCUCCGGCUCUCUGAGAAAGGAUCUCUUGUCACGCAGCUGCUCCUGUGUCUCUCCAGGCUCUUUCAGUUCUGUCAGCUGAGACUCUUUUCUUUUCCAUCAGCGAGUAGUAGGUGGGAGAAGCAUUCGCCCUGGGGAGGCUCAUCUUCACUCAGGCUGGCUUGCAGGAUGAAACUUGGACAGACAGAGCCUGUGCUCUGAGUUUCCUUUGACUUUCACGGGUUUUACUAAAUUGCCUUCCCAAGGGUCUCUUCAAGAGUUAGGACACAUAAAAAAUUACAUGGGUUUGAAUUCUGCACUCACAAAUGACCUAAUGUGCACGUGCAGACGCGCUAGACACCGGCUCUGCAUCUCUUCCCCAUGGCUCACUCGUUCUGAUGGGGAUACGUAUCUGGCACUUGCUGAGGGUUUGAGUUUUUUUUAUUUUCUCACUGCUUUAGAGCCUCAAAACUAGGGUCAGGACAAUCACAGCACUACAGUUUGUUCUGUAAGCAUUCUAUAGAACUAAAUUGCCAUGUGUGCAUAUAAAAGUAUAUUGAUAUGACUAUAGAAACUGUAUUGUAGUAAAACCAGAGGCAGCUGCCAUUAUUAGAUUUUUUUUUUUUCAAUGAGGGAGAUUGUGGCACUGAAGAAAAUGGCUUUAUAGAGGCAAUUUGAAAAAAAUUAUUGAAAUAAUAUAUGGUAAGAGUUCUCUCAGAUCUCACUGCUCUAACGACCCCUGGAUCAGAUCAGAGGAAGUCAUUACAAGAAGGUCAGUACUUUGUCUCUUAUUGAAUGACAUGUUUAUAUGUUCUCAUUUUGUUAACAAAAUGAACCCAAACACCAGAGACAGAUCCAGCUUGGAAUUUAAUCUUUCUCAAAGAAUAUGCAUUUUGUGAUCCAAAGUUUUUUGUUGUCAAACCUGCUAACCUACACUCCUUUCUUCCUUGCUAAAUAAAAAGAAAUGCUUCUUCAAUUUGAAAAAUGUCUAGCUCAGAAGACCUUUGCAUAUGGAUGGGUUGCCCUGGCAGGUAUCUGAAGAUCACUUAACACAUCUGUGUACUUUUAGGCAUCAAUUUAACAUCAGAUUUUCCAUAAAUUGUGUUUUAUUUGCCAUUCUUGUUAAACCUGGAGUGCGGUCAUUGUAUAGAUUUUCCAGAGUUUUGCCUUACAAAUUUUCUCCUUUGAAUAUAUGCCACAGCCCUUUGAACAUAUUCUCUAAUUAAAAGGCAAAGAUCACGGUACAAGUCUUUCUGGACUGCAAGUCCUUGUUGUGACAAUUGGCCUGUACUCAAAUAAGGAUACGGAUUGUGCCUAAGAGCGGGAAACGCCUUUCAGCCCAGGCAGCUGGGAAUCUCCCAGGCUUUCUUUAGAAGAGGCUCAUCCCUUUGUGGUCUCUGUCUAUAGAAAAGCUCAUGACUAAGCAUAUAGUUUGAAAUAAGACCAGAAUAGGAAUUUAUUAUUGGAAAACCAAUAGUCAUUUAUUGAUUUCUAUUUUUUAGCAAUAAUGGAUUUAUUUUUUUAACCCAUCAUUCUUGCAGAUCCCUGUUGUAGGGCCAAAGUUACCAGUCUGCUAGGAAUAUGGGACAGGACAAAGUGACGGUAUAAAGAGAAGAGGGAGGGCUUGGUUUGCUGUUGGGAUGCAUCCAUUUUGCAGGACUGAAAUGACAGAGAAAUCCAGCCCAUUCCUUCCCAGCCCCUUUCACAAAUGUUUGCUCUAGUAUGAGCAUUUGCCGCAGGAGAAGGAAAUCAUGGGAUAAAACUAAUGCUGUGCCGCUUCCUCUCUCAUAUUUUGUGCUACCUGUGUCUCUGGUUGCAGGCUGGGCUGCUCUGCUUCUGUACAGGGUGAAAGGAGCCAGCCUGAGCUCAGCUUAACGGCUUAAUGAAAGAUAGGCUCAGGGUUUUCGGCAGAUUCCGGGGAGCCAAGCUUCUUCAUAACCGGUGCUGACUGAGAAUUGCUGCUUCUGAAGAACACUGAGCGUUGACUCAUUUGUUUUAUAGAUGCAAAAUGUGUGAGCGUAUACAGCACAACCAGCGUGACAGAAAUGAAUUGGCUUGGUUAACGCAAGCGGUGAAAAGCAGCAUACUGUAAUAUUUGAGGGGCGCAGGGAAAAGAGGGUGGAGGUGCUGUUUUAGCAGACCUUUUAAAAAGGGACAACUGAUCCAACACAAGCACUUCUUUUAUUUUACCAAGCUGUUACCUGAACGAAUUGAUAGUUUCGCAGCUGAAAGAGGAACGCCAGAUGGACUUUUGAGUCUGGAUUUGUUUGCGUCGCAGAUGGCAGCUGCGGGCUGGGGAGAAGGCUGUCCUGUGCACGCAGCCGCCCCCGCCGCCCUGGAAACCCGCGAGGCUCCCUUCCUCAGCUUUGGCGCUUCUUUUCCAAGGGGAAAAGAAACCUUCUGAGCAUGAGCUGUGUUUCAAAGGGAGAAACAGAGAAGAAAGAUGAAUGAUGUUGUGGAUUUUGAAUGAAAAGCCAAAAGAUGAAUUUUUCAUCUGAAAUUAAUCUUGCCUCUCUCAACUAUUUUAAUUGUGAAUUGGUGGAAGUUAUUUCUUUCUGGAGUGAAUGCAAAAAAAAAAAAAAAAAGAGAGAGAGAAACAAAAGAAAGAAAUAGCAUUUUCCCUUUUUUGUUUAUUUCCUGAUUCUUCAGUCCUGUGUAGCGUUAAAAAUAAUAGCAAGAUCAAGAUGCUUGUUUGCUCUGAAUGUAUACAGUUAUUUCAGAUGUCAAAUAUCUAAAUGUUUUUGUAUGUGUACAUAAUACCAUCUUCACUUCUUGUUUCAUGUUAGGAACCUGAAAUGACUGUACCAUUUUAUAAUUAGAAAUGUAAAGAGGGGAUGGUAGGAGGGUCUGUUAUUUUUAUAGCAAGAUGUUCCUUGUAUUUAGUGAACAUUUAAAAUGGUUUUGUACUUGUCAAAAUAUACAUUCCAUCCAUUUCCAGAAGAGAAUUAUUUUUAUUUAGAGUAGUUUAUAAGCAAACCAAAAAAAUGUGGCAUCCCGUUUGUACGCGGUUCCUGAACAGAGCAAAGUAUCCUGGUUUCCAUUGAUGGCUCCAAAGCUUUUUCCAGCCGUGUCUCUUCUCACACACUGCAGAGCCCUACCAGCAAAUGCCACUGUUAAAAAGGGAAGAAAAAUCCCCAGCAAAAUAACUACCAUAUGGAUCAGCGCACAGCUUACCGAAAUAGCUGCCAGUUAGGAGACAAUGGUCUGUCCCAGUGAAACUCUCCAAGGUAAUCAGUCCUGCUGUGGAUUUACUGGGAGGUCCUCAGCCCUGCCCCUGCCAGCCCUGGCAAGCUGGCGGUGACAGGGUUGUCACGCGAGCUCACACUCACACAUUGAGUCUCUGGUUGCGCUGCGGGUCCCUCAGGAUGGGGACAGAUUUUUGACUGAAGCUGUGUUGCUGGUACGGCACUCGCUUUCGGCAGGCUCACCACGCUGUGUUUCUAUUGACUGUGGAAAUAACCCUUCAUCUCCACGUGGAAGAAAAGUUCCUUUCUCCAGACAGCUACGCUUUGGUUUGUGAAACACCCAGUGAAAGACCACGACAAAAUCACGCAGUGGCAUUUGCGUAGGUGGUUCUUUUUCAUGUCGUUAGCUUUUGGGUUUUUUUCCCCUGCUACCUGUGACUUGCUGCCAAAACCGUGCAGUAGCAGUUUGUGAAGCGAGCCUUUUUUCUAGCAUUACUUUCUGUACAGUAUUGCAAAUAUACUUUAACUCUUUGCUGAUAUUUUAUAAUGUAUACAUCUUCCCUUCCAAUGCACUUUAUCUCUCUUGAAAAAUGUGGGAGUCGAAGAACUACCAUCUUAAAGGGAUUUGCCUGAAAUCAUGAGGCACACACUUUUUUUUUUUCCUUCUUGCUUUGUUAUAUACUGUAAAUGCUAAACAGCAUGGACAGUGACUCAGCUGGGGGAAGUACCGAAAUGUUGAGGCUAAUAUUUGGAAGCAUUAUUCAGUAGUACAACAUGGCUAUUUUUGUUAUAUAGAGGAUUAUAAUGUAAAUAAGUGAGACUGUGUUAUUAUGUACUAGUAAAAUAUUGCAACUCUCAAAGUUAAGAUGGUGAAUUCCAAGGAAUUUUAUUGCAAGUUUUUUAAUAAAACAAAUCUGAUUACUGUGUCA
Columba livia (rock pigeon) is the source of this 9518-nucleotide messenger RNA. It is a transcript of the gene RNF150, whose product is annotated as ring finger protein 150. Lineage: Eukaryota; Metazoa; Chordata; Aves; Columbiformes; Columbidae. The record is from RefSeq and is a predicted model, not a curated record. The transcript has 7 exons. Bases 382 to 1680 code for a protein of 432 amino acids.